Perca fluviatilis (European perch) is the source of this 4268-nucleotide messenger RNA. It is a transcript of the gene arhgap27, whose product is annotated as Rho GTPase activating protein 27. Gene Ontology annotation, biological process: signal transduction; regulation of GTPase activity. Gene Ontology annotation, molecular function: protein binding. Gene Ontology annotation, cellular component: cytoplasm. NCBI's taxonomy places the organism in Eukaryota, Metazoa, Chordata, Actinopteri, Perciformes, Percidae. The coding region runs from base 216 to 3263 and encodes 1015 amino acids. The record is from RefSeq and is a predicted model, not a curated record. The transcript has 19 exons.
UGUAAAUACUGAUACAGUAAUUAUGGAUGAAAACCAUGCCUGCUAAAGCGAGCUGAGAUUGCCAGAUGACAUCGCACUGCCGCUGAGCCGAGGCUGGUGCAGACUUCCUGUUUUGUGGCGAAGCAGUGUUCAGUCUGCUGCUCUGGAGGUCUGUAACUCCGAGAUGUUAACACUGUAUCCACAGUAACGCAGAGGACACACGGGUGCACCGGAGCAUGGAGCUGGUGUCUGUGCAGUAUGAAUUUGAGUACACAGCGAAGGAUGGUCGCCUCGUGUCCAUCAAGCCUAAUGAAAGUUACAUCCUGGUCUCCAAGACUAAUGAGCACUGGUGGCACGUUCGCAAAGACCAGCACAGCAGACCCUUUUAUAUCCCUGCGCAGUAUGUGAAGGAGCUCCUAUCACUUACUGAAAACCCUCCUGGUCCUAAUAGCUUGAAAUCACCCGAGUGUGUGACUAACAGUAAGCCAGGGGAUAUGGCUCACAUAACACCACGUAAAGCGACAGCAGGGAAUCGUGUAUCAGCUCUGGGCGCUUCAAGAGAGACACACCGCUUCUCCACUUUUGGUUUCUGUGAGAACAUACCAGAUGUGAAGCCCAGCGAGACUCUGGAUGAAGGACAAACAACCAGCAGCUUUGCAGACAGCCAGGAUAAAAUAAAGACACAUGAUUCAACAACAGGCUUUUCAAUUACCUCUGCACCUCUGAAUACUGACAACAUGCAACUGUACGCAAAAUCUCAUCAUGUGCCAAAGGUCAAAAACGGACAAAAACAGCCACUGAAGGAUGAUGAAGUCAACCAACCACAGACUUUUCUACACAAUGAGGAUAUGGACUUCCCUUUACCCCCUGAUUCACCAAUAUAUGACACCAUACCAGAGCUGAACAUCCCAGAAUUUGACACGUUUCCUGAGCCUCCUAGUCCUGUUGCCUCAAAUGACACAUUGACGUUUGAGCUGCAGAAUUCAAAUCAAACUGCAGGAACAACUUCCUCUACAGAUGGGCCUCCCGUUGAGCAGGUGGGGAAUGAAAGUCUCCGGUCAGCCGUGUACGUCAAUGUAGCACAACUUCGCCAAAGCAUCUCCGAGUCUCCCCCCUCGGCUCCUUCGUCCUACUCUCCUUCCUACCUUGACCCAGAGGGAUGGGAGGCGCACGUUGAUCAAGAAAGUGGACAGGAGUACUACUACCACCCCACCACGGGGCGCACCACCUGGGACAACCCUUAUCUAGACUCCCCCACAGACCCUGAGCCGCCUUGUUCCCCCUCACCUCCUCAGUCACCCACCCUUUCUCCUUCCCCCGCCUCCCCCCCUGCGUGGAUCUCAGACUGGGAGCAGUUGGUGGAUGAGACCAGCGGUCGCCCAUACUUCUACAACCAGAUGUCUGGGGAGACGUCCUGGGAGCCUCCAGAGCAUCUGAGCCCGUACCCCCCUCUGAUGGAGCCGAUGAGUGUGCACAGGUUUCACGAGGACGGGCCGCCUCCCCUACCUGAGGAGGACUACCCCUCGGAGGAUUACCCAGCUGCUGAUCAUCCAGAGGGAUACCAGGAUCUCCUCGCGGCGGGCCCUCCCACCCUCCCUAAAGAGUACACCCUCAGUCAUGUGAGCCAGACCAUCAUCCCCCGGGCCAACCUGGACCGCAGCACCCAAAUGGGUUGGAACCUCAGUGUGGAGCCCAACGGGACUUGGGUGUUCACCAGUGAACACUCUCCAGAGCAGUGGAUCAAGUCUGUGGAUGAGCGAGGGCAGACCUACUACUACCUGAGAGACGGCUCCAGGUCUCUGUGGAACCUGCCUGAGGUCCCUCUACCUCCUGGUCAGUCCAGGAUGGAGAAUGGUGUUGAGGCAGACAAUCAGUCAGUCAUCAAAAACUGGAGACACACCAUGGGACCUGUACAGCUCAGCUCAGCCCAGAGUGAUGGGAGGUUCGUCCCAUCUCACAGGAGGAACACGUCCGACUACAGCAGCGACAGCUCCAGUACAGGAAACUCUCCAGAGACGCAACAUAACGCUAUUGGGUUUAGACCCUGGAGAAACCCCUAUUAUCUGACCUCCAGGUGGCUGCGCUAUAAUGUGCAGAACUUAGAAAAAGCCGGAAUUCUUAACAAAACGAAAGUGUGUGAGAAUGGCAAGAAAGUAAGGAAAAACUGGGCCCAGACUUGGACGGUUCUCCACGGAGGAGUGCUGACGUUCCACAAAGAUCCAAAGUCGGCAGCAACAGGGGCCUCGAACAAGACCAAUCAGAUUGUACCGGAGGUCACGGUCGACCUGCGAGGAGCGUCGAUUGGCAGGGCCUCGAAGGACAAAUCCAGCAAGAAGAACGUUUUGGAGUUAAAAGGCAAGAACGGUGUGGAGUUUCUGAUACAGUACGACACAGAAAGCAUCAUCGCUGACUGGCACAAAGUCUUAGUGGACACCAUACGACAACUGGAGUACCAGGACCAUCAUUCAGAGGAGGAGGACGGGGACUUAUAUGAGAAGAUCGGCAACACAGAGAAAGUUGAUGAGAAGUUUGGAGGUGGCAUUGAAAAGCGAAGAUCCUCCAGGCCGAGUGUCACACACUCAACCAGCUCUGCAGGAGACACAGACCAGAAGAGGGUUCGAACCAAGCUGAUGAAGUUCCUCAUGAAACGCCCCACGCUGCAGUCGGUGAAGGAGAAAGGCUACAUCCGAGACAACGUGUUUGGUUGCCAUCUGGCCACACUGUGUGCACAAGAGAGGACCACAGUUCCUAGUUUUGUGGAGAAAUGUAUCAAAGCAGUGGAAAAGAGAGGUUUAGAAAUUGACGGUCUCUACAGAGUGAGCGGGAACCUCGCUGUCAUUCAGAAACUACGCUUCAAGGCAGAUCAUGAGGAACUGGACCUCGAGGACGGCCAGUGGGAGGACGUUCACGUCAUCACUGGAGCUCUGAAGUUGUUUUUUCGAGAGCUUCCUGAGCCGCUUUUCCCAUACAGCCACUUUAAUAAGUUCAUCUCAGCCAUCAGAAUUCCUGAUUACAACAAAAAAGUGUCUUUCAUGUGUGAGCUGGUCAACUCACUUCCUCCUUCAAAUCAUGAUACCAUGGAACUCCUUUUUGGGCAUUUACGCAGGGUCAUUAAAUACGGGGAGGACAAUCGCAUGACUGUGCAGAAUGUGGCUAUUGUAUUCGGCCCGACUCUGCUUCGGCCAGAGACGGAGUCAGCCAACAUCACCAUGCACAUGGUCUUUCAGAACCAGAUCGUGGAGUUCAUCCUGAAUGAAUACGAGCGUAUUUUCCACUCCAGCUGAAGCAGUCACAAGCCUCCAGUGCAGACCUGGGCAAACGUCUAAAUGUGCUCAAGUUAUUUGAAGUGCUAGAUUUACCUUUUUUGCAUGCACAUAAACAGCUUCAAUCUAAAACAUCUUGUAAAAUAAGCUAAAGGGUUCUUCAAGUUUUCUUUGCUCAAAAUAUUUGAGGUUUAACCACGUAAAAAAUAGAUAAAAAGGGAUCUUCAAAUGGCAUUUGCACAGAAUGUUUGAAGCAUGUUUAACCACACUGUCCAGAUUUACUCCGUAGGAGGCUGGCACUGUUAGAGCUAUAUUUGGCAGUAUUGUAGGAUUGGAAAGGAAGCCACACAGGUGUAAACAGGUGUGGUUUGGUUUCCCGUCUCUGAGCUAUUGGGCUUGGUGCUUGGGUGGAAGAAAGACUGUAUCAGAUUGCUCUGGCUCCCUGUCUUAAUCUCACAAGUCAGAUUUUAUCUGUUUGUUUUUAUUUCUGGCUUGUCUAAAUGGCAGUGAUAAUAGAACCCAAGUCAACCUGGACGCAUGCAUUAAUGCUCUCUUAAAGAAAUGAUCAAUGAUUGCUUCCAUCUUUAUUUUAGAAAGUUUAUUGACAUUUAAAUAUUGUUUUUAAUUUAAAACGACAGUAUAUCGUAUAUGGCAAUAACUGAGAUUGCAUUCUAAUAUUGUUUCAUUUUUACCCAUGAAUUUUAUUGUAAUAUAGAAAUGUAUAAAAAAAGAAAUAUUAAUACCAACAUAUUGCUGUGAAAUAGAUGGUGACAUAGAGUACUUGUGCAACCUAUAGAUUAUUUUCCACAAUAAAAUGCCAUUUUUCAAUCAUGCUGUACUUGAAAAAACUGUAACACCAUAGAAAUAUAAACUAGUGACAGUAAAAUCAGUCGGACCAUGAAAGAGAAAAGUGGAUUCUAGAAGAGAUUUAUGACCUGUAAAUAGAAAUAGAAGGCAUAUUUAUGCUGAAAGUUGUUGAUAAUGCACAAGUUAUUACAUAAUAAAAAAUAACUUUGUAAAAAAGCA